UUGGCUAUCAGUUCAAAAUGUUGGUUAUUGCAGGCGAUGCUGUACCGAUGUUGUGACGUUAAAGAUUUUCUAACAGUAUACACCAAACAAUCGCGUCUUAAACGCGUUUAGUUAAAAUUUUGUUCAAAAUUUGCUAAAUAUGGCUGCUGUAAGUUCUAUAUCAAAUGUCGAAAACUUAUCUCCACAAAUUAUUCGACGUGUAGCUAAAGAAAUGAGCGAAUUAGCUACACAACCACCCGAGGGUAUUCAUGUUAUUUUAAACGAAGAAGAUGUUACUGAUAUUCAAGCUAUCAUAGAAGGACCCUCUGGAACGCCAUAUGCUGGUGGUUUCUUCAGAGUAAAAUUAGCUCUUGGCAAAGACUUUCCUCAAGGACCACCAAAGGCAUUUUUUCUUACAAAAAUUUUUCAUCCAAAUGUUGCAAAAAAUGGAGAAAUUUGUGUUAAUACUUUAAAAAAGGAUUGGAAAUCAGAUCUCGGAUAAUUUAUAUAGCUAACUUAUUCAUGUUUGUAGACUGUAAAAUGUCUCUUAAUAGUGCCAAAUGCAGAAUCUGCUUUAAAUGAAGAAGCUGGUAAAUUACUUUUAGAAAGGUAUGAUGAUUAUUCAGAACGAGCGAAAAUGAUGACAGAAAUACAUGCACAGGGAGGUGGAAAAGGUAGAAAAGUUGGUCUUGAAAGUUGUACUUCCUCUGAAGUCGGAGGACCUCUCCCGAAAAAGCAUGCAGGAGAUAAAAAACUAUCGGCGGAAAAGAAAAAAAUAUUAAAAGAUAAGAAGAGGACACUCAAAAGAUUAUAA
Messenger RNA from Habropoda laboriosa, 793 nucleotides. RefSeq names its product ubiquitin-conjugating enzyme E2 S. NCBI's taxonomy places the organism in Eukaryota, Metazoa, Arthropoda, Insecta, Hymenoptera, Apidae. The record is from RefSeq and is a predicted model, not a curated record. The transcript has 4 exons.